AUGUUUCAACCCCCUUUCUCGAAUAUCAUAGAGACGGAGAAAUCACAUAGGUAUUGCAAACUACACAUUCAGACAUGGAUUUACAUCCAUUGUACGAUAAGCAUGCUAAUCUGCUUGCUCGGAAUUGCUGUAGGUAUACUGCUGCUUUUAUAUAUAGAUUGGCAUGAGCAAUCCGUACUGUAUAGGCAGUUUCUGACAUACUUGCGAAGAGCUAACCCUACUCUGUACUGGUUAUGCUACCGAAUAGCUGCAUCAGCCUGGUGUAUCUUUCACUUCAUUCAUCUAGCUUCUAUAAUCAUGACAAUUUUUGGAGUUCAGGUUACAAAGAUGUGUUUAAUCAUUCCUCAGAUGGUUGUUCUUGCUCUCCACAUAGGCGUAUAUGUUUUAAUGAGUUUUUCUAUUACUUUACUCAGUAUAACUGGUGCUAAGUUUAUGUGGAUGUCUUUAACGAUUGUUAUUUUCUUUGCAGUCUUCACGACGUCGAAUCUCAUAUUGAUGGUACUUUAUCAUCGGUUUUUGGAUGAGAAAAACAAGGCUUUGAAAAAUUUGUUGGGAAACACUCGAACAGUUCACUUCAAAGAAACGAAUUGA
Messenger RNA from Auanema sp. JU1783, 591 nucleotides. The record is from the annotation of a GenBank genome assembly. NCBI's taxonomy places the organism in Eukaryota, Metazoa, Nematoda, Chromadorea, Rhabditida, Rhabditidae.